GAUUCGGGCAUCGGGACUGCCGCCUCUCCACGUCCCGGGUCGCCCUCGCGGCGCUGGGGAACCGGCUUGGCCAUGGCCGCCCGGAGGGACUCCGUGUGGAAGUACUGCUGGGGAGUUUUGAUGGUUUUAUGCAGAACUGCCAUCUCCAGAUCGAUAGUUUUAGAGCCUAUCUAUUGGAAUUCCUCGAACUCCAAAUUUCUACCUGGACAAGGACUGGUACUAUACCCACAGAUAGGAGACAAAUUGGAUAUUAUUUGCCCCAAGGUGGACUCUAAAACUGUUGGCCAGUAUGAAUAUUAUAAAGUUUAUAUGGUUGAUAAGGACCAAGCAGACAGGUGCAGCAUUAAGAAAGAGAACACCCCUCUGCUCAACUGUGCCCGCCCAGACCAAGACGUGAAGUUCACCAUCAAGUUUCAAGAGUUCAGCCCGAAUCUCUGGGGUCUAGAAUUUCAGAAGAACAAAGAUUACUACAUCAUAUCUACAUCAAAUGGGUCUUUGGAGGGCCUGGAUAACCAGGAGGGAGGGGUGUGCCAGACACGAGCCAUGAAGAUCCUCAUGAAAGUUGGACAAGACGCAGACUCUUCCGGAUCGCCCAGGAGUCAGGAUCCAACAAGACGCCCCGAGCUGGAGGCUGGUACCAAUGGGAGAAGCUCGACGACCAGUCCCUUUGUGAAACCAAAUCCAGGUUCCAGCACAGACGGCAAUAGCGCCGGGCAUUCUGGAAACAACCUCCUGGGUUCUGAAGUGGCCUUAUUCGCAGGGAUCGCGUCGGGAUGCAUCAUCUUCAUCGUCAUCAUCAUCACCCUCGUGGUGCUCCUCCUCAAGUACCGCCGGAGGCACCGCAAGCACUCGCCCCAGCACACCGCCACGCUGUCGCUCAGCACGCUGGCCACGCCCAAGCGCAGCGGCAACAACAACGGCUCGGAGCCCAGUGACAUUAUCAUCCCGCUGAGGACUGCUGACAGCGUCUUCUGCCCACACUACGAGAAGGUCAGCGGGGACUAUGGGCACCCGGUGUACAUCGUGCAGGAGAUGCCCCCGCAGAGCCCCGCCAACAUUUACUAUAAGGUCUGAGGCCCAGGACCCGUGCGUGCCUCGCCAGGGAACUGGCCGCGCCUUGUCGCCUAGUGCUCCGGGACUGCCUGAGCCUGUCCACGGGGCGGGGACGCCUCCUGGAGGAGCCCGGGGCUGGACAGCUUUCUAGCCUGUAGCAUUUCGGCCGCGGUGACCACAGACCCUUCCCGGAAGCUGGAAGAUCCCCCUUCGGACUGCCGCGCCCCUGUGUGACCUCCAAGCCAUGCACCAGCCACUCAGGCCUCUGUAGAGCCCGAGGAGGACCCGGUGGGCUACGGACGGAGUGAGAGCACCCUAGGGGCAAGCCGGGCCUCUGCCUCCAUGCCUCCCACCGCGCACACGGAACUUGUCAUUCGGACCUCGGGCUCAAGUUUGCAAGACCUCUAGCUUAGUGAUCACUGCCUCGUUCCCGUUGUCAGGGCUCUGCAGCACCUCCCGAGACCCCACACCCCACAUCCUGUUCCACUAAGGGGUGCUCGCACUUGUCCCCCACUCCACCAUUGGCACCAAGAGCUCGGGUUGGGUGGCUGUUGGGUACAGAGCCCUGCCUGGUUGGAACCUCUAGCCAGCCGGGCUGUCAGCCAGGAAGCUGGACAGGUGUGGAGGGCAGGAAAGGGCCAGCUGCCACCACGGGUCACUGCGGUCCUGGGAGUGAGGUGGGGGGGGCCGGCAGACACACACCAGAGGCGGGUGGGGGGAGAUGCGCCCGGGGCAGCCUGCAGGGUGCAGGGAGGAGCUCCCUGUCGUCAGAGAGCACCGUACAGGAACCGAGUCCGCUCCUGCCGCCUGACGGGCGGGCAGCCGGGCUGCGGAGGGAGAGGCGGCGCGGGGUGUCCUGGGGCGGGCCUGUGGCGGUACUGGCAAUAAGACGCGCAGCCCAGAAGCUGUAGGAGAGUCGUCUGCUUUGGUGGCGUUGAAGCAGACUCCGCUGCUAUACUUCACACGUUCUUACACACAGGGAAAGCAUUUAGGAGAACAGCAGAGAGCCAAAUCUGGCCUAAAGUGGAAAAGCCAAAGGUCAAAAGGCUGUCGUUCCAUCCUCACUGACAUUACUGAAGAACUGUCAUAUAUGAAAGUUGGGUCAGAUUCCCCAAUCUCCCAGUGCCCCUGUCCCCCCAUCCCCAAUUGAGCCUUAUGACACUGUGGUUUCUGGUUUCUAGUGGUGCUGUCCCAGCUGCAAGGCUGUGGGAGGCACUGGGGGCCGCGGGCUCCGUGUCCAAGCGAAGCACAUGGGCAGAGAGGUCUCUUGAGUCCUUAGGAUGGAAGGAAGUCACGGUGGCCAGGGGAGAAGGAAGCUAGGAUGUAUUUAUAAUGGGUGUAUAGAACACAGGGAUAUAAAAUGAAAGAUUUUUACUAAUAUAUAUUUUAAGGUUGCACACAAUACACACCAGAAGAUGUGAAACACAUUUGUUGUGGCAAUUAAGUGAUCCUGACACUCAGUGCUUUAAAAAAAUAAAAAUAAAAAGUUAAGACAGCUACUGGGAGAAAUAAUAUUAUUCCAAAAAACAUGAUGAUAAUGAGAGCAAAUUACAAAAAUACAAACGUCCUUUGAUGGCAUCUCGUGGAACUGUAGACUAGGAAACACAAGCCCACACACCAGGACAUCCGUGUGACCACAUCCUAUGCGAACAAACCAUGACAGAUGCCCCAGUGCUCACUUUCUGCGUGGGCUUGCUCUUGUCCUGCGGUGGUGUGUUCUCCAGAACUGAGCCGGCAGCCUGAGGGUCAGCUGGAAGCUUAGCUGUGGCUCCCUUCUUCUCUCCCCCGGCCCCUCAAGCCCCAGCCCUGACAGAAACAUGAAGAGUAAACAGGAACCUACUUUUUUAUGUGCUAUGCAAAAUAGACGUCUUAAACAGAGUCCUGUUACUAUGGUAACACUUUGCUUUCUGAAUUGGGUGGAAAAAAUUGUAAUGACAGCGUUUGAAGGUUCUCAGAUCUGCAGUGAGUACCUGCAAAAAUGAGUUGUCACUGAAAAGAUUAGUCCCUAAUUCCUGAACCUGAAAAUGAUGUUGGUCCAAAGUGUGUGUGUGCGUGCGUGUGUGUGUGUGUUUGCGUGCAUGUGUGUUAUACAUGUGUACAUAUAUGUAUAAUAUAUAUCUCCAAUAUAUAUUAUAUAUAUCAUAUUUCUGUGGAGGGUUGCUAUGGUGACCAGCCACAGUACAUAUGUAAUUUUUUCCAUCACCCCAACCUCUCCUUUCUGUGCAUUCAUACAAGAUGUUCUUGUAAGCCAUCAGAAGUCAUUGAUAGAAUGGGGGAGAGGGCCGAGGAGGGGAACGUGGGAAACUGUCUGAUUUUAUGAGAGCAAAUGCGUGUGUCAUCAUUUGGCUGCAUUUCGGUUAUAUACUAAACUGUGAAAAGUCAGAUGAAUUGAUGGUUACCUGCAACCAGUGGAAGUGUUCUGUGAGUCUGUUUUGUGUCUGGUGCAGAAAAUGACAAUCUACCAACUGUCCCCUUCUUUGGAGUUGGUUCAGCUUUGGAAAGUUACUGUAAAUGCCUUGCUUGUAUCACCGUCCCUAGUCGCCCGACUUUGGAACUUGCACCACCAUGUUUAAGUGAAGACGCUGUAAAUAGGCUCAGAUUUUACUGUCUAUGGAUUCGGGGUGUUACAGUAGCCUUAUUCACCUUUUUAAUAAAAAAGUACACAUGAAAACAAGACAGAAAUGGCUUUUAUUAUCUAGAUUGUGUACAUAGAGCAAUGUUGGUUUUUUAUAAAGUCUAAGCGAGAUGUUUUGUAUAAAAUCUGAAUUUUGCAAUGUAUUUAGCUACAGCCUGUUUAACGGCAGUGUCCUUCCCCUUUGCACUGUAAUGAGGAAAACAACGCUAUAAAAGGUGCCAGAUUGCUGCAUAUUUGUGCCGUAAUUAUGUACCAUGAAUAUUUAUUUAAAAUUCGUUGUCCGAUUUGUAAGUAACACAGUAUUAUGCUUGAGUUAUAAAUAUUUUUUCUUUGUUUUAUUUUCAUAGCCUGUCAUAGGUUUUAAAUCUGCUUCAGUUCCAUAUCACAGUUAGCCCCAGAAAAUGAGAUCCGAGCAGUCACAUUCCAUGUCGGUUUCAAACUGAAUUUGUUCUUAAAAAAAUAAAAUAAUUUUUUCCUAUGGAAAAA
Jaculus jaculus (lesser Egyptian jerboa) is the source of this 4174-nucleotide messenger RNA. It is a transcript of the gene Efnb2, whose product is annotated as ephrin B2. Bases 73 to 1074 code for a protein of 333 amino acids. Lineage: Eukaryota; Metazoa; Chordata; Mammalia; Rodentia; Dipodidae. The record is from RefSeq and is a predicted model, not a curated record. The transcript is spliced from 5 exons. Gene Ontology annotation, molecular function: ephrin receptor binding. Gene Ontology annotation, cellular component: plasma membrane. Gene Ontology annotation, biological process: ephrin receptor signaling pathway; blood vessel morphogenesis; axon guidance.